This is a messenger RNA of Guillardia theta CCMP2712, 1105 nucleotides long. RefSeq lists its product as hypothetical. Lineage: Eukaryota; Cryptophyceae; Pyrenomonadales; Geminigeraceae. The transcript has 7 exons. Bases 83 to 1018 code for a protein of 311 amino acids. The record is from RefSeq and is a predicted model, not a curated record.
CAAGCAGGGGGAGAGGGGGAAGUCUGCAUGGCAGGAUGAGGGAAGGAGCAGGGAGGAAGGGUUGGACUUCAGCUACCUGUCCAUGUCUGAGAUCGUGGAGCAAGAGGCGAGUGAGCGCAAGGGAGGCGGGGGGGAGGAGGCGCAGGAGGAAAGAGCUCGAGCUCUGCUGGAGGAGGAGAUCAGGAGUCUCAUGGCGGUCAUGGAGUCGAGGAUGGAGGAUCUGCAUGCCAUGUGCUUACGGAUCGAGGAGAACGUGCAAACGUCACUGGCCCUCAGGCCUCGGGAAGAAACCUCUUCCUCCUCAGCCGGUGCAGCUGCUGGCAAGAGAAACGAGGUCCUCCUACCGCAAGGGCGCCAAGCGCCCUCAGCACCUCUCGAUUAUAGAGAGCAGGCGGACGAGCCAUCACAUCGCAGUGCAGCAGCAGACCCCCUCAUCUCGAGCCAGUUCGAUCCCGACAUGCUCUUCCGCGAGAGGCAAGAGCUGCACGCGGCUCUGGUUGGCCUGGCAGAGUCUGCAUGCUUGUUCAGCGAGGAGACGAGGCAAGGGAGGAUCGAAGUCCUUCAGAAGGCCUUGAGGAGGGCGGCGACCUACAUCAAACACCUCUGCAACGAGCUUGAUGUGAUGCAGGCAGAUUCGACGGUCCUCAAGAAGACCGAGGCUGAAGUUCAGAUGGUGACCGAUCGCCUUCACGUUUGCCAUGCCUGCAUGGACGAGAUGCUCGGUUCGAUGAGUGUGCGGCGGGACCAAGAGGACCAGGAGGAGAGGAUGAGCGCGAACGAGAGCAAGCUUGUCGUCCUGGUCAACAGCCUUGAGGGGAAGGUCGCCAGGCUGAUGAGGAACAUGACUGGCUCGACGGCAGCGAAGCAGUCCGAGAACUCGCUUGUUAAGGAGCUCGUAGAUGACCUUGCCAGGUUGAACUCAGAGAGGAAGGAGCUGCUGAGGCAGAUCGAAGUGCUAAACGAGCGCUGCUCUAUGUACAUGUCACAACAUUCGGACGAGGCGAUGCAGGACGUGUGAAGGAUGCGGACGGCGAUAGCGGAGAUUCUACCAAGUCGCUUUAACUGUUGGACUGUAAACUAUGCUCAUUAAAACACAUGACGGUCG